CGUCGUCUCCAGUAUCUUCGCUCCAAGUCUAACCCGAGUCCUUCUUUCUCUGAUUGAAGCUUCUGCAACUCUGUCAAUUGGUUAACAAUGGCGGAAGCUUCGGUCAAACCCACUCCUCUUCUGAAAGAUGAACUCGAUAUCGUCAUCCCUACGAUUCGAAACCUGGAUUUCUUGGAGAUGUGGAGGCCAUUUUUUGAGCAAUACCAUUUGAUCAUUGUUCAAGAUGGUGACCCAUCGAAGACGAUUAAGGUUCCUGAAGGAUUCGAUUAUGAACUCUAUAAUCGGAAUGAUAUCAAUCGGAUUCUUGGUCCGAAGGCGUCUUGCAUUUCCUUUAAGGAUUCUGCUUGCCGAUGCUUCGGCUAUAUGGUUUCCAAGAAGAAGUACAUCUUCACAAUUGAUGAUGAUUGCUUUGUUGCGAAGGACCCCUCGAACAAAGAUAUCAACGCACUCGAGCAGCACAUAAAGAACCUUCUAUCACCAGCCACUCCACAUUUCUUCAAUACUCUGUAUGAUCCAUACAGAGAAGGUGCAGACUUUGUCCGUGGAUACCCUUUCAGUCUCCGCGAGGGUGUCCCGACCGCGGUUUCUCAUGGACUUUGGCUUAACAUUCCUGACUAUGAUGCUCCUACUCAGCUCGUUAAGCCUCGUGAAAGGAACUCUAGGUAUGUAGAUGCAGUCUUGACAAUUCCCAAGGGAACCUUGUUUCCCAUGUGUGGAAUGAAUCUCGCAUUCAACCGUGAACUGAUCGGACCCGCUAUGUAUUUCGGACUCAUGGGUGAUGGGCAGCCGAUUGGACGUUACGACGAUAUGUGGGCCGGGUGGUGUGUGAAGGUGAUUUGUGACCAUUUGGGGUGGGGAGUGAAGACAGGGCUGCCUUACAUAUGGCACAGCAAAGCCAGCAACCCAUUUGUGAACCUCAAAAAGGAGUACAAAGGGAUCUUCUGGCAAGAAGACCUGAUCCCGUUCUUCCAGUCGGUCGUUCUCCCGAAAGAUUGCACGACGGUUCAGAAAUGCUACAUCGAGUUGUCGAACCUAGUGAAGGAGAAACUCGGCCCCAUCGAUCCUUACUUCGUUAAGCUCUCGGAAUCAAUGGUCACUUGGAUUGAAGCCUGGGACGAGCUCAACCCUGGUGGCCCUGCUCAGAACUAGGCUUUGCAAGGAACCAGGAAAACACAUUUGGGAUGCAGUUGUUUUGAUGAGUCUUUUGCUAAUCCUUUUCCCUUUCAGUAUAAUUUCAAGCUUAGAAGAUUGUUUGCUGUUAUAUUCCAAACUAUUUUGAUUUAAAUGUUUCAAAAUUACUUCUUAAAAGA
Molecule: messenger RNA, 1310 nt
Organism: Cucurbita pepo subsp. pepo (vegetable marrow)
Lineage: Eukaryota; Viridiplantae; Streptophyta; Magnoliopsida; Cucurbitales; Cucurbitaceae
Product: putative UDP-arabinopyranose mutase 2
Biological process (GO): plant-type cell wall organization or biogenesis; UDP-L-arabinose metabolic process
Cellular component (GO): Golgi apparatus; cytosol; plant-type cell wall
Molecular function (GO): UDP-arabinopyranose mutase activity
Source: RefSeq, a predicted model, not a curated record